This is a messenger RNA of Cyclospora cayetanensis, 201 nucleotides long. RefSeq lists its product as uncharacterized. The coding region runs from base 1 to 201 and encodes 66 amino acids. The record is from RefSeq and is a predicted model, not a curated record. Lineage: Eukaryota; Apicomplexa; Conoidasida; Eucoccidiorida; Eimeriidae. The transcript has 2 exons.
AUGGGAGCAGCACUCAGCAAAGACUCUGUGGAUGAUAGGGUGUCCAUGGGUUGGAACUACUGUUCGCACAUGUGGCAAAAAUGGCUACACCCAACACUGCAUUACGGCAUGGUGCCAUUGAUAUUUGCUGUGGGUCUUGCGGCUAAUGGCGAAUUGACGGCCAACCCUCUGACUCUCUUCCAGAAGCUCAUAUUGAACUAA